AUGGAAGACUCGGCGCCAGUUCGGGAUGACACAUCGGACAAGUCCUCGGGCAAGUCCCCUUCCACUGUUGUCAUAUGCGACGAUGGAGACAUCGUUCUGGACGUCACAUUCGAGACAUCCAGAGAGACCAUCGCCGCCGCUCGAAAGACUUGGCACGCGGCCAGCAAGAAAAUCGGCGCCCCGCGCAUUCCCCAACCCAACCUGAACCCGAGCAUCAAAGUCGCCUAUCGCGUUAAGCUUUCCGUCUUGAAGAGGCAUUCCCGGUACUUUGAGAACCUCCUUGGCAAUAAACAGUUCUCCGAGGCGAGCAACGUCGAAGAGACGCUCGCCCGUCUGGCUGCCGAGAAGCUUAAGCUGGCCGAGGUGGAUGCUAGGGACUUGCCCUGGAUCACCAUCGUUGACGAUGACGAGGCUACCAGGUCCGUCGGCCGGGAGAAGGUUUUCGAGGACUUGAUGAAGAUCAUGCACGGGAAGCAGAUACAAUCGACGACUGUCAAUAUGCUCCAUGUGACUACCCUGGCCAUUUUGGCGGACCGCUUCGAUUGUCGGUCCGUGGUCUCAAGGUAUAUUAGUAUCGAGCUCAAGUUCAAAUGGCCCCUGACGAAUGCCAAACAUGCACGAGCAAGCACGCAAAAGAAAACCGUAGACGUCGAGAACCUGCUGAGACAGAAGAUCCUCGUCGCCUGGCUGUUGGAGCAGCCGCCCAGGCUCCACACCUACACGCGAGAGCUGAUUCUCCGCGGCUCUGUCCGCUGGAGUUCCUUGUCUGUGGACGAGUUCUCACGUACGGAGCUGUGGUGGCAUCUGCCGGACGGCUUGGAGCGAGAGUUGCAGUACCGUCGAGAGUGUGUCCUAAAUACCAUAGCCUCGGUUCAUCGCCACUUCCUCUCCCUGUAUUCCUCUCGCGAUAGGCAAUGCAAACUCGGAUACGACUCAAGCUCCGCUUGCGACUCGUUCCAGCUGGGCCAGAUGAUCAAGUUCUUCGCGGGUAAAGAGCUGAUAGGCAUCGUCGACUUCGGGCCCAGCUCGUAUGACAAUAUCCCAGACUCAUCAGUCAUCGACAUUGAGGAGAUCCUAUUCAUGUUGAAGCAAGCUCCGGGCUACCAGAUCGACAAGCACCACACCAACUGCGGUAUUCGGACACGUCUCGAGCCGAUAGUGGAAUACAUCAGGUCCAUGCUGUCAUCGACCGUCCUCUCGAUAUCCCAGGUUGACUGGAAGAAUGCCCGGGUGUCGGCCUCCUGGGCGCCCGACGACAAAGAGGGUGCGGAGUCGGACAGAGAAGAGAAGAAAUUCGAGUUCACUCGAGGCUUAGCCAGCGACCAACGUCUUCGAUACGAGGGCAACCUGUAUGCUGAUAAGAUGGCGCGCAGGCUUUUCACUGCUGACAAGUGGGACUGGACCCCCGAAUAUUGA
Messenger RNA from Colletotrichum destructivum, 1416 nucleotides. RefSeq lists its product as uncharacterized. The record is from RefSeq and is a predicted model, not a curated record. Lineage: Eukaryota; Fungi; Ascomycota; Sordariomycetes; Glomerellales; Glomerellaceae. The coding region runs from base 1 to 1416 and encodes 471 amino acids. The transcript is spliced from 2 exons.